Messenger RNA from Microbotryum saponariae, 2355 nucleotides. The record is from the annotation of a GenBank genome assembly. Lineage: Eukaryota; Fungi; Basidiomycota; Microbotryomycetes; Microbotryales; Microbotryaceae.
AUGGUCGUCGCCGCUCCUUUCAUCUCGGCCUUGCUGGCGCUGGCGCCCCUGGUCGCGGAGGCCGUCGCAUUGCCGGCGAUCAAGAACUCGCUCGAGCAGCGUGAUACGAAUGAUGGCUAUCCAGGUCAGUCUCGACAAUUACCAUGACCUCGAUAGGCAUUGAAUGGACCAUCGACCUGCUUGCCAUCUGAUUCAUGGUCUUCGUAUGCGAGUACGAGGAGCUGACUGGUUCGACUCUCUUUCUUGCUAUGGCGCUUUGGGCCUCACGUUCUCUGCCCUUUCCGGAUCCAAUCCGAUCGCGCUAAACCCGCGCGCGCGGUCGCACUCAACUCGACUCGACUCCCGACUCUCGAAUUGUCCAGUCCUGCGUGAUCUGCGCAAACGUGCAAUCACGUGCGACGCCGACAGUGAUUGCGACGGAUUGACUAUUCCGGCCAACGCCUUUGCGGUGUGCCUCAGCUCGAUUUGCUCGUAUCGUAAGUCCAGUGCGCGUCUGCAUCAUUGUCGCCGGGUCGGAUGCCCGGUCGGAGUGCGCGAGCGCGAGCGCGCGCCGAUCAAUGCGGCGCCCCGCUUGCCUCGUCCUGACUCGUCGCGGGUCGAGCGUCGCGAUGUCGCACGUGUGCAUGCGGUUGUCUUUAUGAAGUGGCGACCCGUUGCCCUGGGCGCAAUUUGCUCGACACCAUUCUCGAAUUUUGUCUCAAGGUGAUUUACAUCUUGGCUGACACCUCUUAAAUAACCUUCAUCUUGGCAGGCUGCAACGAAGGGUACGCGUUCAACUUUUGGCCGUCGCCUUCGUGUGUCGCCGAUGGCAAUAGCCUCGCGUCGGCACGCAUUCUCGCCGCGGUAGUCCACUCGUCGUCCUCGACCGCAGCUGCAGUCAAGACAGCAGCAGCGGUGUCGGCUCAGGCCGAUGCUGCCACGACUGCCGCAGUGGCUAAGACCAGUGCUGCGGCCGCUGUGGCCGCUGCAACGACGACGGUGGCGGCCACGACUCCGUCUCGAGCAGCCUCAGCCUCGGCGAGCGCCGCCUCAGGAUCGGCUGCCGCGGCUACUACAGCAGCGGCUAGUCGCACUGCUGCCGCCACUACAGCAGCGACAAGUCGUGCUGCUGCCUCGAACGCGGCCCAAGUCGUGACUUCAAUCGUCACCGUUACAGCAGAGCCCGUCACGAUCACCGUGAUGGCCACCCCGACAGCGGUUUCGGCAGCGGCCGUCAAGACCGUGACCGUGACCGUCAGCGUCAACACGGGCUCGGGUUCGAGUUCGUCGAACGACUCGUACGUCUACUCCUCCGGAGGCAACGUCGCCACCAACGUCGGCACGUCGCAACCGCUCAAUUACACGAUACCGCUCUCGCUCCGUGCCAACACGAGCAUCAUCGCCGCCAAUAUCGCCCAGAACAACAUUACCGGCUUUGGAGCGCAGAAUCUGAGCAACAACACGGGCGCGAUCGCUUCUUGGUUCCGCACCAACAACUCAGCCGACUCGACGAACGGUCAUUCUUGGUGCUACAACCCUUACAACGACUCGCUGCCCGGUUUCGCACCGUCUUACAAGACCAUGGUUUCCAACUAUGGCGGCGAUCCCAUCAAGGCCGGAGAAGCUUGUAAGUUUGCGCAGUCGAGGUCUUUCUCCUCACCUUGUCCUUGCUGGCUGCCAACUGACACCCCUUCGUGCACCUCCACCCCCACUCGCACAGACUGCGGACUCGAGGCCAUCUUCUAUACCCCCGACGGUCGCAAUACGACCCUCUAUGUGAUUGACGCUUUCGACGACAAGUGGGUCAAGACCCCUAACUCGGUCGACGUCGUCAUUGGUGCUUUCCCCGAGCUGUUUGGCACGACCCCGGCUUCGAAGAACGACGUCGUCAUGAACGUCAAGUGGCACUUUACCGGAAACCGCUCGACGGAUUACAUCUUCAACAACGGCAAAAACGCUGCCACCGCCUCUUCGUCGUCUGCCUCGACGAGCUCGAGCUCAGCGACCACCACGGACAACGCCGCCGAUGUUGCGGCGGCAACGUCCACGACCAAGGGCAACUUCACCGCUGCCUACAACGGCACGGCGACCUACUUUGAGCAAAAGGGCAUCGCCGGCAACUGCGGCCAGGUCAACUUGGACUCGUCGCCUCUCGUCGCCUUGACCACGAAGAUGUACGGCGCGGGCCAGAACUGCGGUCGAGAGGUGCGCAUCUGCGCCACGGACACCUCCAAGUGCGUCGACGCUGUCGUGGCCGACAGCUGCCCGACCUGCCUCGACGCGCAAGACCUCGACCUGUCCGUGGCGGCCUUCAAGGCGCUGGGGCAUUCCCUGUCCGACGGCGUCAUCAGCAUGGUAUGGAAUUACAUUUCGUAA